Messenger RNA from Myiozetetes cayanensis, 558 nucleotides. It is a transcript of the gene S100A13, whose product is annotated as S100 calcium binding protein A13. The transcript is spliced from 3 exons. Gene Ontology annotation, biological process: positive regulation of cell population proliferation; positive regulation of canonical NF-kappaB signal transduction. Gene Ontology annotation, cellular component: perinuclear region of cytoplasm. Gene Ontology annotation, molecular function: RAGE receptor binding. Lineage: Eukaryota; Metazoa; Chordata; Aves; Passeriformes; Tyrannidae. The record is from RefSeq and is a predicted model, not a curated record. The coding region runs from base 218 to 505 and encodes 95 amino acids.
GUCUCUGCGUCCGUCCGGCCGCACCAGGAAACCCAACACCGCGGCUGGGGGACAGGGGGACACAAACACACAAAGGCUGCGCUGUCCCCUCCUGCGGCUCGCCUAUAAAACCCCCCGAAACCUCCCCAAACCUCCCCAAACCUCCUGACACCUCCCGGGGGCUGCGACCCGCCCGCAGCUCUCCGACCGCAGCGAGGGCUCCCGUCCCAGGGGGGUCAUGGCCACGGGCGAGCUGACCGAGCUGGAAUUGGCCAUCGAGAAGAUCGUCGACACCUUCACCGCCCACGCGGGCAAGGAGGGCAGGAAGGGCACGCUGAGCACCGGCGAGUUCAAGGAGCUGGUGCAGCUCCAGCUGCCCAACCUGAUGAAGGAUGUGCCCUCUCUGGAGGAGAAGAUGAGCGAGCUGGACGUGAACAACGACGAGGAGCUGAGGUUCGGGGAGUUCUGGCGCCUCAUCGGCGAGCUGGCCAAGACCAUGAGGAGAGAGAAAAUGGGCAAGAAGUGACGGGGCCACGGGAGACUCAGCUGACUCGGAGCAAAUAAAAGAGGUUUCCCUGA